Debaryomyces fabryi is the source of this 498-nucleotide messenger RNA. RefSeq lists its product as uncharacterized. The transcript has a single exon. The record is from RefSeq and is a predicted model, not a curated record. Lineage: Eukaryota; Fungi; Ascomycota; Pichiomycetes; Serinales; Debaryomycetaceae. The annotation marks the transcript as partial.
UUUACCAACUAUGGAAUUGGACGAUUUACUUCAAAAUUCGAAACAUCGUACAAAAAUAAUAAUUGGCCUUCUCCAUCUGCGUCUACUGAUGUCUCUUUGUCUGGCUCCAGCGGCUCGUCUUCAACUGCUGCUGCUUCCUCUCGCUCUCCUACUCCCACAGAUGAAAUUUCUCGUAUGGAAGAAAAAUUAAAAUCUUCCGCGAUAACUAAUUCUCUAGACUUGCAUAAUCUCACAGUGCCGACUGCACUUAAGGCUACAGGACUGGCUCUACGUGAUUGGUGGAAAGAUGAAUUGGACCAGAGACAUGUGGAUGGUAAACUCACCCGAUUUGGGUGGAAGGUUCAAUUUGUAAGUCCAUUCAAUUUAAUUACAGGUCGCGGAAUUCAUUCAGAAGGUGGAAAAUCAAAGAUAAGAAUAGCUGUCAAAAACUACUUGACAAGAAAUAAUUAUGUCUUUGAAGAAUAUUCUGGGCGGUUUGAAAUUGAAGGUAAACGGUAG